GGAAAAUUGAGUUGUCUGUGCAGCCAAGAAACCAGGGGUUACAGCAGCGAGCGGGACACAGCUCGAGAAACUUGCAGGUGUCCAAAAAUGAUUGAGAUAGAGCAGGCAGAGGCCCAGCUCUCUGAGUUAGAACUGCUAACCAGUAUGUUCCCUGGUGAGAAUGAGCUCCUAGUGAAUGACCAGCUGGCUUUAGCAGAACUGAAAGCUUGUAUUGAAAAGAGGACAAUGGAGGGGCGCUCUUCAAAAGUUUACUUUACUAUCAAUAUGAACCUGGACCUAUCUGAGGAAGCAAUGGUGAUGUUUUCUCUAGCCUGUAUUCUUCCCUUUAAGUACCCUGCAGUUCUGCCUGAAAUUACUGUCAGAUCAGUAUUAUUAAAUAGAUCCCAGCAGACUCAGCUGAACACAGAUCUGACUGCAUACCUGCAAGAGAAUUGUCUUGGAGAUGUCUGUAUAUUGAAUGCCACAGAGUGGGUCAGAGAACAUGCCUCUGACUAUGUCAGCAAAGAUGUCUCAUCUUCCCCCAUCACAGGAAGCACAGUCCAGUCAGUCGAUCUCAUCUUCACCAGACUCUGGAUCUACAGCCAUCAUAUCUACAACAAAUGUAAAAGAAAGAGUAUUCUAGAGUGGGCAAAGGAGCUUUCCCUGUCUGGGUUUAGCAUGCCUGGGAAACCUGGUGUUGUUUGUGUGGAAGGCCCACAAAGUGCCUGUGAAGAAUUCUGGUCAAGACUCAGAAAAUUAAACUGGAAGAGAAUUUUAAUUCGCCAUCGAGAAGAUAUUCCUUUUGAUGGUACAAAUGAUGAAAUGGAAAGACAAAGGAAAUUCUCCAUUUUUGAAGAAAAAGUGUUCAGUGUUAGUGGAGCCAGAGCAAACCACAUGGACUUUGGUCAGCUGUAUCAGUUCUUAAAUGCCAAAGGAUGUGGAGAUGUUUUUCAGAUGUUCUUUGGUGUGGAAGGACAAUGACUGAGUAGAAGAGUAGUUCAAAGGAUUUUGGCCUUUUGAUUUUUUUUUACCACUUUUUCUUGAAAGAUUAAGUAAUCUUAGCUCCAUUGUAGAACGCAGGGGGAAAAAAACAAGAAAAAGUAGUAUAGAUGGAAUGCAUCUGAUAAAAAUAUGUCAUGAUUGAAAGCAGAACUGAGUUUCAAAUUAUAAUCUUAAAAUUAUUG
Molecule: messenger RNA, 1163 nt
Organism: Propithecus coquereli (Coquerel's sifaka)
Lineage: Eukaryota; Metazoa; Chordata; Mammalia; Primates; Indriidae
Gene: RWDD2B
Product: RWD domain containing 2B
Exons: 5
Coding region: 88-960 (290 amino acids)
Molecular function (GO): protein binding
Source: RefSeq, a predicted model, not a curated record